Messenger RNA from Huiozyma naganishii CBS 8797, 2058 nucleotides. RefSeq names its product ATP-dependent 5'-3' DNA helicase HCS1 (gene HCS1). Bases 1 to 2058 code for a protein of 685 amino acids. NCBI's taxonomy places the organism in Eukaryota, Fungi, Ascomycota, Saccharomycetes, Saccharomycetales, Saccharomycetaceae. The transcript has a single exon. Gene Ontology annotation, molecular function: RNA binding; ATP binding; DNA binding. The record is from RefSeq and is a predicted model, not a curated record.
AUGAACAGAGAAUUUGCAGAGAAAUACCUCAAGGCAAUUGGUUACGAACGGGAGCAAGAUGUUGCUCAGACUGCACGGUUGCUUUCCACGUUAUCGCUCCCACAAUUGGUGAAAAACGGGUUAGCAAUCAGCAAUUUGAAUCUCGAAAAUAUCAGAACCGGGUUAAGUGGAGACCUGUUUAUGGAGUUAGCGCCAAACCACGCAGUUAACGAUGAAAUACAGAAAAGUGACAUCAAAGUAGGAGAUAUUGUCGUAGUUAGGGCCAAACCGGCUUCUUCAACAAAGUCUAAGAAGUUAACGAGGGCCAAAAAACACACAAGUAAGGUACAGGAGAGUCCAGAUUCUGGGACAGAAGAGGAUGCUUCGUGUAUUGGAGUGGUCUACAAAAUGACGACUCAGCAGGUAGUCCUGACGAUAAAUGAACACCAGGAGAUACAGGCUACAAAUCUGUUACACGCCUCCAAACCACUGUAUGUCACCAAGACAACCAACACGAUCACAUACAAACGAAUGGAGUCCACAAUGAGGAAACUCGCUGAAUUCGAAGAAACUCCAUCCAACAGAAUAGUCCAACUGCUGUUAAACAUGACCACAUUCAUCCCAAACAAACCACUCACAGGGAUCAAAUACUUUAACGAUCAGCUCAAUAAAUCCCAGCAAGAUGCAAUAGCAUUUUCGAUGGAAAAUGAACUUUCCAUCAUUCAUGGCCCCCCAGGUACCGGUAAGACAUAUACUCUGGUGGAGCUGAUUCUUCAACUAGUGCUGAAUAAAAACCAAAGGGUCCUAGUCUGUGGGCCAUCCAACAUUUCUGUGGACACCAUACUGGAACGACUGUCUGCCCAUCUACCAGGUAAUUUGUUGUUGAGAAUUGGCCAUCCCGCUCGGCUUCUGAAGUCAAACUUGCUCCAUUCAUUGGAUAUUUUGACCAAAAGAGGCGACAACGGCGCGCUCUUGAACGAUAUUUAUAAAGACAUUGAUAAAACAAUCGCUGGGGUCAGGAAGUUGAAAUCCUACAAAGAUAGAAGGGAGGCUUGGAAUGAAGUUAAGACGCUACGAAAAGAACUAAGAGCCAGAGAGAGGAGUAUAGUUACUGAUCUGAUCCUCGAGGCCAAAGUUGUCGUUGCCACGUUGCACGGGGCCUCUUCCAAAGAACUGCUCAAGGCAUAUGAUGAGGUCCCCAAACUUUUUGAUACAGUAAUAAUUGAUGAGGUAUCUCAAAGUCUGGAACCACAAUGCUGGAUACCUCUGAUUUCCCAUUACAAGUCCAACAUCAGUAAACUCGUCUUGGCUGGUGACGACAAGCAACUCCCGCCAACCGUCAAGACCGAGGACAACGCCAAGUUCCAAAAGCAACUGGAGACGACAUUGUUUGACCGGUUGGUUAAAAACUAUGGGAACGUUUUCAAGAAGUUUCUGGACGUCCAGUACCGAAUGAACGAAACCAUCAUGGAGUUCCCAUCCAAAGCCAUGUACAAUGGUAAACUACUAGCGCACGAUAGUGUAGCCACUAAACUAUUACUCGAUCUCCCCGGCUGUGAUACAGCAGAAGACACAGAAGUGGCAGUGAUUUGGUACGAUACACAGGGCGACUUUUUUUUGGAAAGCGAGGAUUCAGAUUCUGCUGUAUUUGCCUCAAAAUAUAAUGAGAAUGAGGCCCUUGUGGUCAAAAGUCAUAUUCUCAAACUGAUCGGGGAUCAUGUCUCGCCGGAAUGCAUCGGCAUUAUUUCUCCCUAUAGCGCUCAGGUGACACUUAUAAAGGGCAUGAUACGCGAGAUGUACCCGAGCAUUGAGAUCUCGACGGUCGACGGUUUCCAAGGUCGAGAAAAAGAGGUUAUCAUUCUAUCAUUAGUGAGGAGUAACGAUAAGUUUGAGGUCGGGUUCUUGCAAGAAAAUAGGAGAUUGAACGUUGCUAUGACAAGACCGAAGAAACAGCUUUGUGUGGUCGGAAACAUUGAAAUGCUAGAGCGGUGCGGUAAUAAAUACUUGAGAAGUUGGGGAGAAUGGGCUGAGCAAAACGCAGACUUGAGGUAUCCUGAUAUAGAUGAUUUUUCAGAGUAG